Molecule: messenger RNA, 2753 nt
Organism: Scophthalmus maximus (turbot)
Lineage: Eukaryota; Metazoa; Chordata; Actinopteri; Pleuronectiformes; Scophthalmidae
Product: cysteine protease atg4da
Exons: 10
Coding region: 217-1710 (497 amino acids)
Molecular function (GO): protein-phosphatidylethanolamide deconjugating activity
Source: RefSeq, a predicted model, not a curated record
AGAGCGGUUUCAUCUAAUUCCCCCCUGCUCGUCGUCAGGUCGAGCUCGGGCUGUUUGAUUGGGACUUUUGGGGAAACCGACGGACUCCUGCGGCGAAACUCAUUCAGUGACUCGAUCUGAAAUGUCCUGGAAGCACAAUGACCGUUCCCGAGAGGAGGCUGCCAUGGAGAUAAGGAGCGAUUCUCUUCACUCGAGUCUUGACCAUCUCCAGUUGUUAUGAAUCCCAGCGUGUCCUCGUCCCGCUGUGAGGGCCUGUCCCCUGCGGACAACCACAUGGACGACUGGCACAUGGUCUCCUCCGAGUCUGCACUGCCUCAGGUCCUGGAAGUCAGCAGAGAUGAGCAGGAGGCAGAGGACAGAGGCAAACUCAGAUCCAAGUUGGUCUCGGCAUGGAACAGUGUCAAAUAUGGCUGGACCUUGAAGCAGAAAUCCAAAUUCAACAGGAGCUCUCCCGUGAUCAUGCUUGGAAAAUCCUAUGAGCUCAAGGAUCAAGGGGAGAGGGAGUGUUUCCGCCACAGCUUUGUGUCUCUGCUGUGGUUGACGUACAGACGGGGGUUCCCUCCCCUGGCCGGCGGCUCUCUGACCACCGACAGCGGCUGGGGUUGUGUUCUGCGUACGGGGCAGAUGCUGCUGGCGCACGGCCUCCUCUUACAUCUGAUGCCACCAGGUUGGACUUGGUCUGUGAGCCACCAUGCAGUCAAAGACGACAUGGACCUAGAGAGUCGCCCCGCAGACAGUGGACAGAGUUCCCAGGAAUGGCCUGGUAAAAGGGUUCGAAAACUGAGCCUGGGUUCCCUGCUGGUCAGACCCAUGGAGGCCACACACAGGAGGACGGUGUCGUGGUUUGCAGACCGCCCCACGGCCCCGUUCGGAAUACACCGACUGGUGGCAUUGGGCAAAAGCUCGGGGAAGAAAGCCGGGGACUGGUACGGUCCCUCCAUCGUGGCACACAUCCUCCAGAAAGCUGUGGCAGCAUCGGCAGACCUUCCCAAUCUAGUUGUCUAUGUUGCACAGGAUUGCACCAUCUACUUAGAGGAUGUGAAGAGGUUGUGCGAGCAGCCUCCCCCUCAGCCCUGGAAGUCCGUCAUCGUCCUGGUUCCUGUGCGACUUGGAGGACAAGAGCUCAACCCUGCCUACAUCACCUGUGUCAAGAAACUCUUGACAUUACAAUGCUGCAUCGGAAUCAUCGGGGGCAAACCAAAGCACUCUUUGUUCUUCAUUGGCUUCCAAGGUAUGUGCAGGGCAGUGAACGGCAUCACCACAAUCACUGUGCUCAGCCGUUCCAUGUCAGUCCUCACACUUUUUGGUUUUUCUCCUUCCUUCUGGCCCUGCUGUGUGAAAGAUGACAAUCUGCUGUACCUGGACCCGCACUACUGUCAGCCCACAGUGGACAUCGCGGAGGAGAACUUUCCCUUGGAGUCCUUCCACUGUAAAUAUCCCAGGAAAAUGGCAGUCUCACGCAUGGACCCCAGCUGCACCAUAGGAUUCUAUGCUAAAGGUCAAAAGGACUUUGAAUCAUUGUGCACAGUUGUUACUGAGGCUCUCUCCACAUCUGCGGAGACGUACCCCAUGUUUAUAUUUGCAGAGGGACAUGGUCAGGAAGAGGAGCGAAGCAAUACACCCACAAACAACAUCGCCUAUAUCCAGAGGACGAGCGAGCGGAGGCGAGUUGACACCAGCAACAGCAUGGAUGAGUUUGUUCUAUUAUGAACAGAAGAAGAAAAUGAAAUCUCGACCCUGAGGGGCGUUCAAUAAUCAAUGAUUGCACACAAUUGUGAAGGUUAAGACUGUGGCCACUACUGAGCCUAAAAAUGUCCACAAGCAAUAACCUCAAGAGACUGCUGAAAGGGAUCAGGUGUCAUCAACACUGUUUUUGUGCUCAUUUAUUUAUUGUUUUAAGGGGAGACCAUUUAAAUGAAUAUGAUUCAAUUGAAGAACUGAAAGGUGAAGGAUGUUUUCUCUUAUUUUUUCAUUUCAACUUAUUAGGUCAUGUUAUUUUUACUUAAUCUAUUCAAAUGAAUAAAAGAAAAAAAAUAUUAAUAUCAAAUGUCUUUUCAGAGACACUCAGGGCGAGUGUUACACAGCCUCUCACUGUUUCAUGCCAUGUGACAGGAUGUGCUGCCUCUGAAUAGAUAAGAAUUUUGGACACUUGUUAACAUGUGACUCACACAAUUAGUCAAAUGUUAAUGCACACUGAUUUAUCAAUAAUGUUCUUCUGAGCUGGAUUCUUCUCUUUUUUUGCUGUCGUUUAUGAAGGACAAAGAAACUUGGUUCAAAUCAUGUGCCACCUACAUUAUAUUAAAACAUGCAGUGAUGAGUCUAAUUUAACUGAUUCAUUUUGAGUUUUUAUAGACUGUAUAAACAUUAUUGGGUUGGGGGGUAUAGUCUUGUAUUUUAUUCUAAUAAAAAGCAAGGUGCUUCACAACAAAUUUAUUUUUAGUUACCGAUAUGAAUAUUAUUUACAUACAAUGUUUAUAAUAUUAAGAAAAGAUAUAACUAGAGACAAAGACAUUUCAAAGUGUUUAAAAAAAAACUGCUUUAUCAACAAUUAGAACUUAUCAAAACAUUUUAUGUAAAUGCAAAUGUAUUUUAUUGUUAUUCAUAGUCUUAUAUGCCAGCAUCCACGUGAGGAUGCUGCGCAGGAGGAAUUGUUGUCAACAAAAUAAACUUUGAAUUUUUAAAAUGUCCUUGUAUCUAUUUACAACAGCAUUAUUGUUAUAAACCUGUAAUUAAAUGAUAACAUACUGCUUACC